UCUAAUAAUCAAGAGUAGAGUCCACAGUCGUUCUACAAGCAUCUAUAGAUUCCUUAAUAAAAUUCUUGUUACACGCACGGACAUACGGCGAAGAGAACGCGAGAGAGUUGUAAAAUACAUAAAAUUGAAGAAUUUAAUGAAUAUUUAAUAAAUAAAUAAAAAAAAAGUAAAAACAAACUCAAUCAUUGACUGGAUAUUUGAUUGACACACGAAGAGUGCUGCGGAAAAAAACAAACAAAUCCAUCAUCGAACAACUUUUGAAUAUACCAAGCAGCAAGAGAGAGAGAGGAAAGGAAAGCAACAACAACAACUGCCAUCGCAUUCACAAAUACGCCAAAAAUAAUAUCGCAGCGCUUCAUUUAUAGCAACAGCCAGCAAACAACAAACUGACAACAUAACAACUAAUUACGAUCAAAAUUAGAGGAAUUUAGGGCGGCGUCACUCAUUUAUACUAAUUAUUAUCCUGUGCUUUUUGAAAAUCGCUAGAUUAAACUAAUGAACGGUUGAAUGAACAAAUAUGAUGAUUAUUAGGUUUCAUUACCGAUUUCGGAAUUAACGCAACGAAAAAAAAAACAAAAUUUUAUUUUUGGUUGUUUGGAACGUAAAUAAAUUACACAACGGAUUUACCACAAAAUAGAAAAAUCGUAAAAAAAUAGCAGCAGCAAACGGUAAAAAAGGCUCACAAGUGUCAUCGACAUCCAUCGACUCUACACAGAUCUACGUGGAAGAUUGAAGAUGUUAUAAUAUGGGUUACAUCUGUGACAGAGCCCAUCAUUUAGAGAUACAUGCAGACAAUGAGAGAUCAGACAACAACAACAACUGUGUAGCAGCACAUCAAUUUGGCAAUGAAGACAUUUGUAAGCAGCAACGGCAAAACAGGAAAAUUAAUCAAGAUCAUUUAGCCACGUCGUCUUCGUCGGUGUCGGUGUCUCCGCACGAUAAUUCAAUUGUUGCUGCGAACGACACCGAUCUAGAUUACAAUUUUUACAAAUAUCGCAAGGAAAAAUCCCCGAGCACGACGUUCGAGCAAAUUGUAGGUUAUGCGAAUCAUUUUUUAGUAACUUUAGGUAAAUUGGCGCCACAAUAUGUAGAAGACGUAGUUAGUUCCCGCAAAAGCAACACAUCGACGACGACGACAUCAGCUGUGAAUAAAAUUAACGUGAAAUCCGGAUCAAAGAGUCAGUCACGCAAAAACAAUGCAAUUAACUCUCGUUCUCCAGCGUCGACGACGAGAAGCACAAAGAACUGUUCUUCCGGCAAAUCCGGAAGUCACGCAUCAGGUGACGACGGCAACGGCAAACACAAUCAUCCCUCAUCGCAUCACGCCCAACAUCACCACAGUAGUUGCGGCCUCGUUAAACAUUCAUUAUGUCUCUACGCUGCCUCUAGUAUAAUUAUAGCGUUAUGUUAUCUCACAACACCAAUUGUUGCCUACGAUCAAGUUCAUCCAAUAUUCGCCGAAGGAAAAUCCGACAAGGAGAUUUUAGAUCAAUUGUUGAAGAAAACCCGAUACGAUAAAAGACUUCUGCCACCAGUUGAUGAUGCAGAUUUUUGCUGUGGCAUGAACACGCCGGAAAUGGCAAACAAUGAGACAAAUUCAAGACAACCGGGAAAACCACAGAAUCGGGGUACUUUGACUGUUAAUGUUAGUGUUUUACUGUUAAGUUUAGCGUCGCCUGAUGAAUCUAGUUUGAAAUACGAAGUGGAAUUUCUGUUACAACAACAAUGGUACGACCCGAGAUUACGUUAUGCAAAUCAAUCGCAGUACGAGUACUUGAAUGCAAUUCAUCAUCACGAGGAGAUUUGGCUGCCAGACACGUAUUUCAUCAUGCAUGGCGACUUCAAAGAUCCCAUAAUACCGAUGCACUUUGCCUUAAGAAUCUAUCGUAAUGGAACUAUCAAUUAUUUAAUGAGGAGACAUCUUAUCCUCUCGUGUCAAGGGCGAUUAAAUAUUUUCCCCUUCGACGAUCCUCUAUGCUCAUUUGCUCUCGAAAGCAUAUCUUAUGAACAAUCAGCUAUCACAUACGUAUGGAAAAAUGACGAGGACACUCUUCGCAAGAGCCCGUCGUUGACGACACUUAACGCUUAUUUGAUUCAAAAUCAAACAAUUGCUUGUCCCAUCAAAGCCAGCUGGCGAGGAAACUACAGCUGCCUUAAAGUGGAUCUAAUAUUUACGAGAGAUCGUGCAUUUUAUUUUACGACUGUUUUCAUACCCGGCAUCAUACUAGUCACAUCAUCCUUCAUUACAUUUUGGUUAGAAUGGAAUGCAGUGCCUGCUAGAUCAAUGAUAGGUGUCACAACAAUGUUGAAUUUCUUCACAACAUCCAACGGUUUCCGCAGCACGUUGCCCGUCGUCUCGAACCUGACAGCGAUGAAUGUUUGGGAUGGCGUUUGUAUGUGCUUCAUUUACGCGUCACUCCUCGAAUUUGUUUGUGUCAACUAUGUGGGCAGGAAGCGGCCAUUGCACAAUGUUGUCUACCGUCCUGGAGAGAAUCCAGUUACGCAGCGUCUUCCAGCUGUCCUAAGCAGAAUUGGAGUUAUUCUUGCAAGUCCCUUGGAGGUGAUUGAGCAAGAAUUUCACGCAGCGAUCUCGGCUGAAAAGCCCGCAGCUGCGACCGGAGUAGUGCCCAUUGUCGGAGCAGGAACAUCCCCGCCGCCGCCUCUGUCUGGUAGCGGCGCCGUUCUCACGUCAAAAAGUCCGUCGUCCGUUGCAGCAGCUCGUUCGCCCGUUGGGGGGGACGAUGCGGAAAUCGGUGCUGCCAUGCCACUGAUGAUCGAUGAACAAAAGCCACGGGCACGAGUUGCGGCCCGUACGCCCGUACAAACGAAAAUUGUUGGCAACGUGAAUGACGUUGAAAUUUUAGAGACGUGUUUUGGUCCAGGAGAACAAACCAGCAAAAAGCGCGAAUCCGGCGGCCCGAACGAGAUUGUCGCUUGCACGAGUUGCGGCGGAAGUGCCAGUCCGUGCACUCAUUCAGCGAACAAUGGAUGCGCCACAGAAACAUGUUUCGUGCAAGUCCGGAAGAAAGAACCACCGCAUCCAAUCCGUGUGGCAAAAACGAUCGAUGUUAUAGCAAGGAUUACGUUUCCCACAGCGUACGCCGUUUUCUUAAUAUUUUUCUUCAUACACUACAAGGGAUUCUCCUAGAAAAUACUUUGCUUGGUUUCCAGACGACGAACAGCAAAAAAAAAUGCAAUCGCUCAAUUUUCAUUAUACUUGUACGUUUUCGUUUUCGUAAAGUUAGUCAAGUAAUGCAGUAACCACAAUAUCAUCGUA
Molecule: messenger RNA, 3277 nt
Organism: Culicoides brevitarsis
Lineage: Eukaryota; Metazoa; Arthropoda; Insecta; Diptera; Ceratopogonidae
Gene: pHCl-1
Product: glutamate-gated chloride channel
Exons: 16
Coding region: 746-3148 (800 amino acids)
Biological process (GO): nervous system process; chemical synaptic transmission; regulation of membrane potential
Cellular component (GO): neuron projection; plasma membrane; synapse
Molecular function (GO): transmitter-gated monoatomic ion channel activity involved in regulation of postsynaptic membrane potential; transmembrane signaling receptor activity; chloride channel activity
Source: RefSeq, a predicted model, not a curated record